Molecule: messenger RNA, 978 nt
Organism: Micromonas commoda
Lineage: Eukaryota; Viridiplantae; Chlorophyta; Mamiellophyceae; Mamiellales; Mamiellaceae
Exons: 2
Coding region: 1-978 (325 amino acids)
Source: RefSeq, a predicted model, not a curated record
AUGGCUGCGACGCUGAGAGCGCCCGCGAGGGCCGCCCUCGCGUCGUCAUCGUCGCGUCGCGCGCGGUGUCGCUCCUCCCGCCGCACCCUCGCCGCCUCCGCGUCGGCGUCGCCCCGGGGAUCCGAGGUGGAGGUCAUCACGUUCGACCUCGACGACACGCUGUGGCCCACCACCCCGGUCGUCAUGGCUGCGAACCAGGCGUUCGUGGACUUUUGCCAGGAGCGGAUACCGGGGUUUCCGGACUGCGCGGGGGUCAACGAGUACAUGAAGGCGAUACGGAAAGAACGCGAGGAGCGCUCGGUGAAGCUCGGCGAGCGUCACGUCCCGCUCUCCUUCGCGGCGCUGCGAAUCGCCGGGGGGUUCCGCGCGGCGAUCGAGCUGGGCGUCCCGGAGCCCGACGCAAUCGGCGUCGUCUCCCGAGGGUACCACAUCGCUUGGAUCCCGACCCGCGGCGUCGCCGCUCGCGAGCACCUCUUCGACGGCGUCGUCGCCAUGCUCGAACAGUUGCGCUCGACGUACCCGAACGCGUGCGUGGGUACCAUCACCAACGGCUUGGGCAGCGCUGCGGGCGCGGGUCUCGGGGACUUUUUCGACUUUGAGAUAUCCGCCGACGCCAUGAUGGACGAGAUGAUGGUGCACGGCGACGACGCUCGGAAACCCGCGGCGUUCCCGUUCGAGCUCGCGGGCAAGAUGGCGCGGGAGAUGCGGGAUUUCAGCGGGAACCCAAACGCGUGGGUGCACGUGGGUGACGAUCUGAUCAACGACUGCGAGGCGGCGAAGACGCACGGGCCGUUUAAGACGGUGCUCGUGGAACACCCGGGGGUCGUCCCGUAUCAACCCGGGGGCGGGGGAACGUACCCGGGGGAUCCGGCGCGUGAGGAGGAGACGAUGGAUCGGGCGGGGUUGGUGGACGCGAGGGUGACGUCGGUGGGUGAGAUCCCCGGGGCGAUCGCGGACAUCUACGCGAAACACAGAUGA